UUAAUUUUCUGUCCUUAUAAAAGAAGAAAGGCUAUAGAUAUGGAGGUUCGGUGCAAACCUGGAAAGAUAAGUAUUCCUAAUAGGUCUAUCUCUUCAGGAAGAAAAACUGUUGAGAAUGAAGAUUACCCACACUACUCUGAUCUCUUAAGAAAAAUGAAUAUGCCCUUUGUGAAAGGAUUUGAAGACAGACAUGACUAUGGCAGAUUUGAAAAGAAAUGUAAUCCUGCCUUUCUUAAAUUUCAUCUUUACCCCCCUUCUGUCCUGCCAAACUAUCAUGUACACUAUCCUUAUCCUCCACCUUAUGGGCCAGAUUAUCCAUUAUUUCCACUUCCAGAUGAUGUGCCCUUAGUUGAUCCCAGUUCAGGAUUUGUGAGUCCUGGUGGUGAUGCUGAUUUAAAGCCUGACAUUGGCAGAACUAUACCAAACCUGGCAGAUUUCAGUGAUGUGAAACCUCAACAUCGAAUUCCUAGACCAGACCCUGAAUUUCCAACAACAAUAAAAAGGCAAACAAUUCUGUUCGAAGAACUGCAACAGAGUAGGAAGUGGAAUUCCAGGCAAGUACCAGACAUUUCCAUCAGAGCAAAACUUGGAGGUUGGACAAGCCCACUAAAAGUUACUCCUUUACAACCUCUUCAUGAAGGAUGCUCAAUAAAUCACACCUACACAUUUGAUGAGGAUGCAACAUGUACAGAGGAUGGUGAGGCACUUGCUAAACCAAAAAAGAAAUAUAAUGUCAAGAACUCAUUUUACAAGUCCUCUACACAGAAAGCUUAUGAAGCUGUUCCUUGGGACAAAAUGCUACCACCAAAACUAGAUCCAGAAAUAACAACAGUAGAGAAAGCGGCUGACCUCAUCUCACAGUGUUUUACACUGAAAAGAUAUGAAAGAGUACCAGCAAUAACCCAGAUGGUCGGUGGACUCUGGGACAGAUUUCAGACAAGAUCAUUCUUAGCACCAGUCAAACCAGUCAGUUUUGUGAGUCCAAGUUCUAGAAGUCAAUACAUUCCUCUCUAUACUGGUCAUGUGCAGACUACAAAUGCUGAUGAUGUGGACAACCCUUUUGGAGACACCAGAUCUUUAGCCAAGCCUCGGUGCUCUAGAAUCCUUUAUUCAACCACAAGUCAUGCUCCAAAUAUCCCAGGAUAUACUGGCAAGGUUCAUUUCACAGCCACCCACCCAGCAAAUUCUAAUAUUUCAUCAACAACCCCAUCACCAGAUUCAGAACUGCAAGGCGUCUUAUGGAAAGAAAUGAAAGUUGACCAAUUCUGUCAUCAGGCACCGCUUUCACGAAUGGUCACAACUGUGAAACCUUACAACCCCUUCAACAGAAUAGAAAAAAAACCGAUAGACCUCUGAAAGAAGCCACACCCCGAGAGAGAUUUCUAAGCCACUCAUCCUGGAAAGGCAUUGUGUAUUACAUGAUGGGAAAAUACAAGAGCCAGCCACGGUCUGAGUGUGUGUGAAUGAGUUGUGGUGUAAA
This is a messenger RNA of Marmota monax (woodchuck), 1480 nucleotides long. RefSeq names its product sperm microtubule inner protein 7 (gene Spmip7). NCBI's taxonomy places the organism in Eukaryota, Metazoa, Chordata, Mammalia, Rodentia, Sciuridae. The annotation marks the transcript as partial. The record is from RefSeq and is a predicted model, not a curated record. The transcript is spliced from 9 exons.